Sphaeroforma arctica JP610 is the source of this 475-nucleotide messenger RNA. RefSeq lists its product as hypothetical. The record is from RefSeq and is a predicted model, not a curated record. Bases 59 to 475 code for a protein of 138 amino acids. The transcript has 2 exons. NCBI's taxonomy places the organism in Eukaryota, Ichthyosporea, Ichthyophonida.
GGACUACCCCGUAGACCGUGACGAGCGUGUGCGUAAACUGCUCACCCGAGCAGAGUCCAUGCAUGAAGCCAUGGGCCACCAGGCUCUCCUGCAACAGACGCCCUUGGCCUUCUGGAUAGCCUUUCACUUCACAUCGUGGAGACGGCUGGCCAGUGUGUUAGAGCUGAUGCUCAACAUUCUCAUAGUGGCGUCAGGGUGCCACGGAGGCUCGGAUUUUGAGCCUGACGUGUGCACCGAGGACCACGUGCUGGGUGUGCUGCUGUACCGUCUCAAGUGCGCCCAGUUGCUCAACAGCGCUUUUGUCUUCAUCGCCAUUCUGCUGAAGACGCGUGGCAAGUGGUCGUACAAUGUGUACUAUGGCUUCAUGCUGUAUCUGAGCCUGGUGGGUUUCUACUGUGAAAACCUCGUCUACGCGUUGCUGCUGGUGGACCUUCUGCAGCGCUUCGAUACGCUGAUUAACGUGGCCAAGAGGUGA